UUUGCAAUCGACCUCCUCGGGCACAGCAACCCACCACCAAGAUGGAGUCGCCCGCCAACGAUCAAAAGACGACCAAGCUCCUCGUGACCGGCGAGUCGCCCAACGAGAUCCCGGACGACGUCUUGACCAACAUCCAGGAGAACCGCCGGUUCAUUUGGUGGUCGCUUCUCUUCCUCAACGGGUCGUGUCUCUGGGCGUACUACUCGUGCUUGUCGGCGCAGACGUACUACAACGACCGCUUCAAGGACACCAAGUACAAGUUUGAGUACUUGACGACGCUCGUCACGACGUGGCCCAUGUUCAUCGGCCACUUCACCCAAGUGAGUCUCGGCCUCGACAAGAAGCUCGGCUUCAAGAACCGCAUCCACAUUGGCUACUCGAUCCUCGUGCUCUGCGCGCUCGCCAUCAUCUUUCAAGACGCGUUCGGCGCGUCGCCUGACACGGGCGCGAUCGUUGUGCUCGUGGCGUUUGCCGUCGUCGGCUUUAUGAACUCGCUCACCGAGUCGGGCUUCUACGCGCUCUCGGCGCUCUUCCCGGAUGCGAUCUUUACCGACGCCGUCCAAAUGGGCAACGGCACGUCCGGUAUCAUCAACGUGACGCUCAACACGCUCAUCCAGCUCAUCGUUGGCGGCACCAACCCCGCGCCCGAAGACACGCGCGACAUUUCCAAGAUCUCGUUCUACAUCUUUAUCAGCGUCUGGAUCAUUGUCUGCUUCCUCGCGGUGUACGUCUUCCACAAGUUGAUGCGGAUUCCGGCCGUGCACCACCUCAUGGAGCGCAACGACGCCGAGACGGCCCGCCGCGCGGCCAACCAGGAAACGUACCCCGAAAUGUGGGCGCGCCUCGGCCGCAUCACGUCGGCCGUGUCCGUGCCGCUCCUCUGCAUCAUCAUUGUCUUCCUCUGCUCGCUCACGGCCUUCCCCGGCAUUGGCAUCUCGUCCGGCAUCCAGCUCGCCAAGGGCGCUUCGUGGACCACGUGGUACAUCAACGGCGUGCUCCUGAGCUACAACUACGGCGACUUCUUUGGCCGACUGGUCGCGCACAAGCUCUACAAGUUCUUCACGCUCCAGUCGUGCUUCCUCUACUCGCUCGUGCGCUGGGGCUUCUUCAUUCUCCUCCUCAUCGGCCUCCCGGGUCUUGACGCCGAAGGCAACCCGACCAAGAACCCGCUCUUUGCGAUGGCGUCGGCCCACGACUUUAACGUCUUUUGGCAGCUCUUCAUCACGCUCCUCGUCGGUGUCACCAACGGCAUUUUGAGCACGAUCUCGCUCGGCCUUGGUUCGCGCCUCGUGCCGCAGGACGACCGCGAGUCGGCCGGUGCGAUUCUCUGCCUCGGUCUCUUCUUUGGUAUCUCGUCCGGCGCGACCGUCGGCUGGCAGUUUGGCGUCCAGCACUGGCUUGGCGCAUAA
Saprolegnia parasitica CBS 223.65 is the source of this 1409-nucleotide messenger RNA. RefSeq lists its product as hypothetical. NCBI's taxonomy places the organism in Eukaryota, Oomycota, Saprolegniomycetes, Saprolegniales, Saprolegniaceae. Gene Ontology annotation, biological process: nucleoside transmembrane transport. Gene Ontology annotation, molecular function: nucleoside transmembrane transporter activity. The record is from RefSeq and is a predicted model, not a curated record. Gene Ontology annotation, cellular component: plasma membrane. The coding region runs from base 42 to 1409 and encodes 455 amino acids. The transcript has a single exon.